Messenger RNA from Coniophora puteana RWD-64-598 SS2, 1822 nucleotides. Its product is annotated as diphenol oxidase-A2. Gene Ontology annotation, biological process: ubiquitin-dependent protein catabolic process; regulation of protein catabolic process. Bases 22 to 1557 code for a protein of 511 amino acids. Gene Ontology annotation, molecular function: enzyme regulator activity; protein binding. The transcript has 5 exons. Lineage: Eukaryota; Fungi; Basidiomycota; Agaricomycetes; Boletales; Coniophoraceae. The record is from RefSeq and is a predicted model, not a curated record. Gene Ontology annotation, cellular component: proteasome regulatory particle, lid subcomplex; proteasome complex.
UCCUAACAUCUCCUCGCCACCAUGUCCGAUGUCCCAAUGAACCCACCCGCAGACAAGAAGACGGACGAGAAGUCGUCGACCGAAGAGACGAAGAAGGCCACGCCCAAGCCCCCGCCGCCUCCCGCCGUUGAGAUCAAAGCCAACAUUGGGCUCAUUGAGCGCGCCGUCAAUGACAUCGAACCGCGGUUCACGCAUCGCGUGCUUCGCUCACUAACUGCCCUUAGAAAGCGAAUCAACUACGAUGUACUCAGAGAGGCUGUUGAGCAGAAAUGGCCAGGUAACUCAUCGCAGGUCAAGGCGGGACUACUAGCAUGGCUUCCGCCUGCCUCUAGCCCCUCUGGUGGUGAUAUGGAUGUUGACAAGUCUGCGGACGCCAAGGGCUCGGAUUCAAAGGCCGAGCCUGUUCCUGAGGCUGAGAUCUACUUCCGCCUCCUCCUCAUUCAUCAUAUGCACACAUCGCCGGACACGUACCGCAAAUCUAUCGAGCUCGCAAACGACACAGUGGAGAAGAUCCAAGUGCUGAAUAGACGCAGUAUGGAUCCGAUUGCGGCCAAGGUCUGGUUCGCACUCGAGCGCUCGUAUGAGCUUGGCGGGGAGCUUGCAGACGCACGGCCACUCUUCCUUGCCGCCCAGCGGACCGCUGCCCUCCGUAACGACGAUGACACCCUCGCUUCGCUCAUUAACCGCCUCCUCCGCAACUAUCUUCAUUAUUCUCUAUUCGAUCUUGCCGACAAGCUUGUCUCGAAGACAACUUUCCCUGCUUCCGCCUCGAACGCGCAGCUUGCGCGCUACCACUACUCCCUUGGACGAAUCAAGGCUGUCCAGCUGAAUUACACCGCCGCCCACACGCACCUCCAGCAGGCAAUACGUCGUGCACCGGCUGCCAAAGUCGCACCGGGAUUUUACCAAGCUGUCCACAAGCUCAGCGUUGUAGUCGAGCUCCUCAUGGGUGACAUCCCAGAGCGCUCAACGUUCCGUCAUCCUGUCCUCGAGCGCCCACUCGAGGCGUACUUUGACAUUGUCAAAGCCGUCCGUUCUGGCUCCCUCGAGGACUUCCAGAACACUCUCGCGCGGCACGCCGAGACGCUCAAGGCCGACAAAACGUACACGCUCAUCCUGCGCCUGCGGCAGAACGUGAUCAAGACCGGGAUCCGGCGGCUGUCGCUCUCGUACGCGCGCAUCGCGCUGCGCGACAUCUGCAUGAAGCUGCACCUCGACUCGGAGGAGGACGCGGAGUAUAUCGUCGGCAAGGCGAUCCGCGACGGCGUCAUCGACGCGACGAUCGUGCACGAGCAGGGCUGGAUGGUGUGCAACCACCAGCGCGAUGCGUACGGUCCCGAGGUCGCGGACGUGUUUGGCAAGCGGAUUGGGUAUUGCUUGGAGUUGCAUAACCAGAGUGUUAAGGCCAUGCGGUACCCGCUCAAUGCGCAUCGAAAAGAGCUCACUGCCGCUGAGAAUGCUCGCGAGCGCGAGAGGGAGCUUGCGAGAGAUAUUCAGGAGGGCGAUUUCGAUGGUGACGAAGACGGUCCGGGUGGACAUAUUGGUGAUGCAUUCUAAAAGAAAGUGUUUUACUGCCCUAAUGAGUUCAUGCGAUGCAUUAACCUUGUUAUUGAUGUUGAGUGGCUGAUGCAUUGACUCGACGGACAGCCUUCAUGCCAAAUGUCUAAUCCUUUGUAGUGAAAUUACGUGCGUGGCAAAGGGAAUUCUCGCUGGCAUUGUCAACCAUUGGAUCGCACAUAACUGUGCAGGUAGAUCGAGGCUAAUCUCCAAAUUACUCAGUAGCCAACAUCGACGCUCGCAACAAAAUAUAAGAGCUUUCUUU